Myxocyprinus asiaticus (Chinese sucker) is the source of this 1771-nucleotide messenger RNA. RefSeq names its product roundabout homolog 3-like. Bases 35 to 1456 code for a protein of 473 amino acids. The transcript is spliced from 10 exons. Gene Ontology annotation, biological process: interleukin-15-mediated signaling pathway; T cell activation; positive regulation of ERK1 and ERK2 cascade. NCBI's taxonomy places the organism in Eukaryota, Metazoa, Chordata, Actinopteri, Cypriniformes, Catostomidae. Gene Ontology annotation, molecular function: protein tyrosine kinase binding; MHC class II protein binding. Gene Ontology annotation, cellular component: external side of plasma membrane; membrane raft. The record is from RefSeq and is a predicted model, not a curated record.
UGAGAGACAGAGGCGUUUUCUGCCAUACAUUAUCAUGUGCUCUCCAAACUGCAUUUUUUUCGUCUUCCGCUCUGUUAGCUCAUUUCAGUUUCUUGAGGAGAUUCAGGUUUGCGUAUUGGCAUCUUUCUCACACGCAGAUUUGUUGUUUGCCAGCUGGACUAAAAGUGCAGAACGGCUUUUUCAAACGUUGACAAAAAUCAUUUUCAGCAUCCAGACGAACAGAAUGUCUUCAUUCAAGAUCUUUUUUCUCCUCUUUGCCCUGUGGAUAUCCUCUGGAGAAUGUGAUGAUGUGUUUUAUCGGCAUGCUGGGGGUGACAUUUCCCUGAAGUGUGGUGUACAUCCAGACAGUGAUUUAGAGUGGAAAUUUAACGAUGCUCGCAUCUUUAGCAUUUUUGGCAAAAAAGGAACUCGAUGGAAGGGUACUUCCAAAACUGUAGCCCAUAUUAUUUCUAAAGCGCAUGUAAUUGGAAACAUAUUGAAACUAUCCAAACUGGAGACACGUGACUCAGGAGUCUACUCAUGCAGGCAGUCAGGGGAAAAAUACACUGUGCGUGUUGUAUCAGUCUUUGCAGAACCACCCAUAGCAUCUCCUGGGUCUGAUGUAGAGCUGCACUGUAACAUUGAAGGAGAACCACAAACUGAAGUACAUUGGCUGAGUCCCCUUGGCCAGCAAUACAGUAAAAGUGACCAAGUAAUUUCCCUGAAGCCCGUAACCUCAAAUGAUGAAGGCAAAUGGACAUGUCAGGUCAAGGACUUGAAGAUAGAUGUAACAUUGGCUGUUGUUGGUCUCCAGACCAAAGAUGUUGAAGUUCCUCAAGGGGGCAACAUAGUGCUGCCCUGUUCUCUCUCUAACAGUACAUCUUCUCCGCGUGUAGUGAGUGGGAAUUGGAAUGCUGACCAUCUCUCCACAGUCUCUUUCCCAGCACUAGAAAACUCAUAUGCCAAAGGCUUACAGUGGAAUGGCAAGAAUUCAUCCAAAGUCAGAUUUACAAGUGGACAACUCGGCACCAACUUUGAUAUCAACCUGAUUAAUGUGCAGCGUAGUGAUGAAGGUAAAUUUGUGUGUACAGUGGAGUUUGAGGGUGGAUUGAAGCAAACUGCCGAGACGAUGUUGAAGGUUGUGGCUGGCCCUUCAGUCGCCAGUGUGAAAGGGCCUGGUCAGGGACCUUGGACCAAGGAUGUGUUAGGUGUACAGCUGUGGGUCUGGGUUGCUGUAGGAGCAAGUUCUUUGGUUCUAAUUGGACUUAUCAUCUUGACUGUUCUUGUCCAACAGAGGAACAAACAAAUACAAAGGAGGGUAAGAAAGCUGAGAUCCAUGCGGCAACCUCUUACAGCUAAAGACUACUGCCAAUGCAACAGAUCUGAGAGAGAGGUUGUGUUGGGAAAGCGAGUGAGGCCAGUUCCAGUCUCCAGACAACAAUGUAAAACACACAACAGUCCAAAACCAUAUAACUGAUUUGUACUGGAGAGUGGAAGACUGCAGUCACUGAGAGAUACAAAUCAUGUGGCACACUGGGCCAGUGCUUUUCAAAAUGCAUAUUGUGUACAGACAACUGAUACCAACAAAUGAGACAUGCACUUGUAAGCUUUGCUGUAGAACGUGAACACAGACCUUAGACUGAAUGGUGUUGCACGGUUGAUUGUUGCCUUUUCAAUAUUGUGCUAAAUAUGUAAUGUAAAUGUUUUCAGAACCAAACUGUUGAAUGACCAUAAUGUUGAAUGUUUCAGUUUUUGUUUCAUCAAUAAAAUUUUAAUACUCUUCAAACAUGAA